Messenger RNA from Rangifer tarandus platyrhynchus (Svalbard reindeer), 1494 nucleotides. The record is from the annotation of a GenBank genome assembly. NCBI's taxonomy places the organism in Eukaryota, Metazoa, Chordata, Mammalia, Artiodactyla, Cervidae.
AUGCAGAACCUCCAUAUCCGCGUCCCUAGGACGGCAGUGGUCACCGCCACCUCCAGGCCGGUGGACAGGGCUGCAGGCGAUGACGAAGCGGAGGUGACACCGGCUGAGGGGGGCGGGGAGGAGGCUCCGGGCCCUUCUCCAGUGUCGUCCCCUCUGGAGGGCGCAGAGGGUGAGGAGCUGUACUCUGAUCUUGGUGCUCGCAGGUGGUGGGCAGUGGUGGUGCUGGCUGCGCUGCCCUCCCUGGGGGUAGGUGGGGAGAAGAACCCCGAAGCCCCUCCGGAGUCGUGGACACAGCUCUGGUUCUUCCGCUUUUUGGUGAACGCGGCUGGCUAUGCAAGCUUUAUGGUACCUGGCUACCUGCUGGUGCAGUACUUCAGGCGGAAGAAUUACCUGGAAACAGGUGUGGGUCUUUGCUUCCCCCUGGUGAAAACGUGUGUGUUUGGCAAUGAGCCCAAGGCCCCGGAUGAGGUUCCCCUGGCUGCCCGGGCAGAGCCAGUGGAGACCAGUCCCACUUGGCAGGCCCUGAAGCUGCUGUUCUGUGCCUCGGGGCUCCAGGUGUCUUAUCUGACGUGGGGAGUGCUGCAGGAAAGAGUGAUGACCCGCAGCUAUGGGGCCACAGCCACAUCGCCAGGCGAGCGCUUCUCCGACUCUCAGUUCCUGGUGCUCAUGAACCGAAUCCUGGCCCUGAUGGUGGCUGGCGUCUACUGCAUCUUAUGCAAGCAGCCCCGGCAUGGAGCACCCAUGUACCGGUACUCCUUUGCCAGCCUGUCGAAUGUGCUUAGCAGCUGGUGCCAGUACGAAGCUCUCAAGUUCGUCAGCUUCCCGACCCAGGUGCUGGCCAAGGCCUCCAAGGUGAUCCCCGUUAUGCUGAUGGGAAAACUGGUGUCUCGGCGCAGCUAUGAGCACUGGGAAUAUCUGACGGCUGGCCUCAUCUCCAUCGGGGUCAGCAUGUUCCUGCUGUCCAGCGGACCAGAGCCCCACAGCUCGCCGGCCACCACGCUCUCAGGCCUCAUCCUGUUGGCAGGCUACAUUGCCUUCGACAGCUUCACCUCCAACUGGCAGGACGCCCUGUUCGCCUAUAAGAUGUCAUCGGUGCAGAUGAUGUUUGGGGUCAACCUCUUCUCCUGCCUCUUCACGGUGGGCUCCCUGCUAGAGCAGGGGGCCCUCCUGGAGGGCAUCCGCUUCAUGGGGCGACACAGCGAGUUUGCAGCGCACACCCUGCUGCUGUCCAUCUGCUCUGCGUGUGGCCAGCUCUUCAUUUUCUACACCAUUGGGCAGUUUGGGGCUGCCGUCUUCACCAUCAUCAUGACCCUCCGCCAGGCCUUUGCCAUCCUCCUUUCGUGCCUCCUCUACGGCCACACUGUCACUGUGGUGGGGGGCCUGGGAGUGGCUGUGGUCUUUGCUGCCCUCCUGCUCCGGGUCUAUGCCCGGGGCCGUCUAAAGCAGCGGGGAAAGAAGGCCAUGCCAGUCGAGUCAUCUGUACAGAAGGUUUAA